AUGAGUAUAACAACUAAUUCAUUGAAAUCUUUAAAGUUCACUAAUUCAGAAUUAGAAAAUAUUUUAGAAAAUUUUGGAGACGGUUCUUAUCCAACAUAUAUGCAGAAUGUGAAAGAGUUUUCCAGAUUGUUGAAUGAAUUUAAAUAUAACGGACCAAUUACUAAAAAGGCUAUAAUGAGAUAUUUAUAUCCCAAAAAAGUUGAAAAACAGGAGAAUAUUCCUCUUUAUGGUCCAGAGGACCUGGGCUCAGAGAGCCUUGAAACACCUCCUGAAUAUUUUGAAGAAAAAAUCAAACAAGAUGAAUAUUAUAACGAUGAGAUUGAGAAAUUGGAACAAUUAAGAAAUGAAAUAGAUGAAAAAAUUAGUGAAUUGAGAAAUGCUGAGAAUGAAGUAGAGGGUUUAAUGAAUAUCCCAGCUUCAGAAUCAGCAGUUCAAAAAUCACAUGAGGAAAGAUAUAAAAAUUACUUUUUGGAAUCUACUAAAAAUUUAUUAGAUGGUGAUAUUGACGAAACACUUUCAGAAGAAGGCACAAAAUUUAUUCAUAAACAUAAGUUACAAUUUAUUGACGAUGGAGAUUAUCCAUGUAUAUUACUUUCACCUCCUCUUGAUUCUGAAAAAUUCAAAAAAGCACUGA
Molecule: messenger RNA, 634 nt
Organism: Trichomonas vaginalis G3
Lineage: Eukaryota; Parabasalia; Trichomonadida; Trichomonadidae
Exons: 1
Source: RefSeq, a predicted model, not a curated record